GAGAUCAAGAUGAGUAGCUUCUCUAUCAUCCAUCUGCAAAUCGAGAUGUCUAAAAGCCCGAAAAAGAUCUUUAAGAGCAGGAGCCAUUAGCAUAUUCGUAUCCCCUCUAGCAGUCUAGCUUACUCUCCUCUCCUCUCUUCGCUUUGUGUGUUUUCAAAAUUUCAGCUCUUGGCUACACUCCAAAAUACAAACAAACAAAACCAAGAAAAAAACUGGUGGAUGCAAUUGAGUUUGGAUAUGGCACCAAUCCUCCAAUGGCAUGCACCCCACGUCAGCAAACCGAACUCUCCUUCUCCAUCAAUACACAAACUCCUUAGCAUACCCAUUCCAAUACGAAAAAACACAAGAGGAAAAACUUCCCCUUCACUUCACCAUACCGUAAAUAUCUCCAAACCUCCUGGCCGGCCUGCCUAGCAACAUGGCGGCAGUGUCAGCAGACUGCCGGUUCUCCCUGACCGCGUCCCACGGCAGCAAUGGGCUGGCCAUGCCGGUGAGGAGGAGUUCUUCUUCGUCGAGGGUUGUUAAGUUUGGGAAUGGAGAGUUCAUGGGAAGCAAGCUCAAAACCACACCAUCACUGGUUUCUUCUCACAGAAGGAGUUGCUGUAACAAAGUUGCUAAGCAACCUGCAAUCAUGUCGGUCGCGGCUGAUUUAUUUGGGUCUAAGUUGAGGGAUGUUGAGAUGGAGAGAAGGGACCCAAGGACGGUUGUUGCAGUUAUUCUAGGAGGAGGAGCUGGUACUCGCCUCUUCCCUCUCACUAAACGCCGAGCCAAGCCUGCUGUCCCGAUCGGAGGUGCAUAUCGGCUAAUCGAUGUGCCAAUGAGCAACUGCAUCAACAGCGGGAUCAACAAGGUCUACAUUCUCACUCAGUACAACUCUGCUUCGCUAAACAGGCAUCUUGCUCGAGCUUACAACUUUGGCAGUGGAACCAACUUUGGAGACGGCUAUGUGGAGGCGCUGGCUGCAACUCAAACACCAGGGGAGACUGGAAAUAAGUGGUUUCAAGGGACUGCAGAUGCGGUUCGACAAUUCCAUUGGUUGUUCGAGGAUGCAAGGAGUAAGGAGAUUGAGGAUGUGCUGAUACUGUCAGGAGAUCAUCUCUAUCGUAUGGACUACAUGGACUUUGUUCAGAACCAUAGGCAGAGUGGAGCAGACAUCACCAUUUCUUCUCUGCCGAUAGAUGACAAACGUGCAUCAGACUUUGGUCUAAUGAAGAUAGACAACAAGGGAAGGGUCCUCUCCUUUAGUGAAAAGCCUAGAGGAAAAGAGCUCAAGGCAAUGGCAGUUGAUACUACAGUGCUAGGGCUCUCCAAAGAUGAAGCUGUAAAGAAACCAUACAUUGCCUCCAUGGGAGUUUACCUCUUCAAGAAAGAGAUACUGCUCAAUCUUCUCAGAUGGCGAUUCCCAACAGCUAAUGACUUUGGAUCCGAAAUAAUCCCAGCUUCAGCGAGCGAGUACCAUGUAAAGGCUUACUUGUUCAAUGAUUACUGGGAAGACAUUGGAACUGUUCGGUCAUUCUUCGAGGCAAAUCUCGCUCUUACAGAGCAUCCACCGAGGUUUAGUUUCUAUGAUGCUGCGAAGCCAAUUUACACAUCAAGGAGAAACCUGCCACCUAGCAACAUUCACAAAAGCAAGAUCGUCGAUUCAAUCAUCUCACACGGAAGCUUCUUGACAGACUGCUACAUUGAACACAGUGUUGUUGGCAUUCGAUCUAAAAUCAACUCUAAUGUCCAACUAAAGGACACAGUUAUGUUAGGAGCUGACUUCUAUGAAACUGAAGAUGAAGUAGCUUCAUUGGUGGCAGAAGGAAGAGUCCCUAUUGGGAUAGGAGAAAACACAAAAAUCAGGUACAGCAUUAUCCUUUUUCUUCAUUUGACUCAUGUUAAGUUUUGCUACCCCUUGUCCAGAGAAUGCAUUAUUGACAAAAAUGCCCGAAUUGGGAAGAAUGUUAUCAUUGCUAACUCAGAGGGAAUACAAGAGGCUGACAGAACUUCUGAAGGCUUCUACAUUCGAUCUGGGGUUACAGUUAUUUUUAAAAACGCAGUCAUUGAAGAUGGACUUGUAAUAUAAAUAAUAAAUUCCUUCACCCUUACAAUUCUUUGUUUUUGUUUGAAAUGUGAGUUAGCAGAAGAUACUGAUAAGGCCCAAGUUCCGAACAGUAAUACAACAUGUUAAGUUCUUUCUGAUCUACUAAACCGAUAGAAUAUCAAAUCUUUUUCUCCACAAGAAAAAGACGAAUUAGAGUACGGAAAAUGUAUGCAACAACUUGAUUCCAGAAUAAAAGGGCCAACACUUGAAUCAAA
Messenger RNA from Linum tenue, 2301 nucleotides. The record is from the annotation of a GenBank genome assembly. NCBI's taxonomy places the organism in Eukaryota, Viridiplantae, Streptophyta, Magnoliopsida, Malpighiales, Linaceae.